AUGUCUUCUGUGACGACUGAGACCGACGACUUCAGCGACAUUGCCUCACAGACAGACGCAAAACUUGUAGCUCUUCUCGCUACCGGCCAACUCUUGUGCUGGAAUGUGUCGCUUGCUUCACCGCACACGACUACUCACCUCUUCACGACGUCUCUGGCCUGGCCCCUCUCGGGGUUUGCUGCCGUAUCGUCACACUCGUUGCUGCUUGUUUCCCAUUCCACGUUUACCAUUGUGGCUCUCGAUUCAAUGAUCCAGGAAGACGCAUCUUCUCCCCGCUCUCACCCCAUCGAUGUGACGCUUCUCACGUCUCUUCACUCUGUCGGCGAGCCUAUUCAGGCGUUCUCGGUGUGUAGCAACAUCGUUUGUCUCUUCACUCAGUCUCGCGUCCUGUUCACCAGCUUAAACGGGUUGGCUGUUACUACGUUGAACAGCAUCCAAACAUUUUCUCCCGCCGGCGUCCGUUCAUUGUGUCAUCUUCCCGCCGCUGUUCCUUUCUUUGCGUUUGUGAAAGAUUCUACGUUCGGGUUGAUGAAGUUUGCUCCGCCGUAUAUGCUGCUUCGCGGCAAAUUCCCCGGAGAUGUUCGUCACGCAUUUGCUGCUAGGACGGCUGAUGGCACUCCUGUCCUGUUGGGCUACACUGUUGAUAUGAUGUAUGUGGUUAUGAUUGAUGAAAACGUCUUGUCAGCAAACCCCCGAAUCCGUGUUGCGUCUAUCCCUAUUCCCCAAGGUUUGCUGUCUCUUUCUGUUUUGCAUAUGGACAAAACUGCCAUUCGUGUAGUUGCACAAUCGUACAGUUCCUUUUCUGUUCGGGAAUUCCCUCUCUCAUUUGCAUACACGUUCCCUUUGGAAAGCGAACCCUUGGUGAUCACUCCAGCUGCGUGGUCUUCUGUAGGCACAUUGCCUAGUGAACCUGCAGCUCUGUUGAAUACGUUUCAACAGGAAGCAGAAUCUGUAGCGUCUCACACACAUGACGCCGUUGCUUUGUAUGUAAACACGUGCAUCAGCGAGCAAUUGAAGUGUGCGGUUAUGUCAGCUAUGAACUCCCUUCAAACAAAAUCUUCUGUGGUUUCUGAGCAGGUGCAAUUGCAACACAGUAUACAAACCCAAGCGGUGGACGAGACGAAUAUUCCGGUUUCGUCAGAGAAUUCCAUAGAGUCGCCCUCACCAUCACCCACCGGCUCGUCUGUGGCCGUGAUAGAACCGGACUUGACAACGGAAUCUUUGCCCAGACCAUCGAGUGCUACAGAGACAAAUGAUCUGGCACUACUGGAUUUGGACCCUGUUGACGCCAUAGUGGAAUUCACUCUUCAUCCCUCCCCUUCAGCGUUUUCUGAUCUUCGCGACCAGAUUGAACCCUACCUCUCCAAGCUUUCUGCUCCCCAUCUGCUUUCUCUUAUGCAUGUUUUGUCUAAGCUAGGGUUGGAUGUUGAUGAAGACGAUGACUUGUCCGUUCUUCGAGUGUCUUGCAUUGUGCAUGCCUUCUUCCAGUUCCGUGCUCUUCAAGUGGAAAGCAAAACACUCACUGACUCCCUUGUUCAGCCCGUCCUUCAGAACAUUCAGGCCAACAUAACCCAACUUGGAGCUCUUGGCUCUGCUAGACAUCAAGUUAAAGUAAAGUUUGCUCGUGAGGUUUUGGAAGCAGCACUUAAAACGUUUGAGUAA
This is a messenger RNA of Schizosaccharomyces japonicus yFS275, 1662 nucleotides long. RefSeq lists its product as hypothetical. The transcript has a single exon. Bases 1 to 1662 code for a protein of 553 amino acids. Lineage: Eukaryota; Fungi; Ascomycota; Schizosaccharomycetes; Schizosaccharomycetales; Schizosaccharomycetaceae. The record is from RefSeq and is a predicted model, not a curated record.